Ilex paraguariensis (yerba mate) is the source of this 1287-nucleotide messenger RNA. NCBI's taxonomy places the organism in Eukaryota, Viridiplantae, Streptophyta, Magnoliopsida, Aquifoliales, Aquifoliaceae. The record is from the annotation of a GenBank genome assembly.
AUGGAUCUUGGGUUGGUGAAAAGGGGGAUCAAUUUCUCUCAGAGAAAGAAGAAAUGGCUGAUUUUGCUUGCUGUAUUUGGUUUUUCAGGUUAUGGAGUGUAUAAAGUGUAUAACUGUCCUUCUGUAGUAAGAAAGAGGAACAGGCUUCUAAAGCUCUUGGGAGCCCUGGUUUCAUUAGCCGACAUGGUAUCUGAGUCAGCCGAGACAAUUAAUAUUGUCUCCAAGGACUUAAAGGAGUUUUUGCAGUCUGAUUCAGACCAAAUUCCCAAUAGUGUGAAGCAACUAUCGAAAAUUGCUCGGUCGGAUGAGUUUUCUGACUCGUUAAUUAGACUUUCCGAGGCUAUGAUGGUUGGGGUUUUAAGGGGUUAUCGUUCAGAGAGGAAAGAGGAAAUUGAAGAAGUGGAGAAUUCGAGUUUUCCUGAUCGGGUUAUGGAUAAAAUGAUUUCUAGUGCAGGGACUGGGUUUGUUUCAGUUGUUGUUGGUAGUUUUGCAAGGAAUUUGGUAUUGGGAUUUUAUUCAAGUGGCCAAUCACAUGAGGGUUUGAAUGGAAACAGUGACUCUGGUGUGUCCUAUGCUAGGUCAAAUUCGUCCAAUUUGGCUGGAUGGGUAGAUGUGGUCUGCAAUGACAAAAGUAAGGUACUCAUUGCUGAUUGCAUUCAGACUUUUGUGAGAACGGCAGUUGCUGCUUAUCUUGACAAAACAAUGAAUAUUAACUUCUAUGAUGAUAUGUUCUCUGGGUUGACUAACCCUAAGCACCAAACGAAAGUAAUAGACAUUCUGGUUUCUCUCUGCAAUGGGGCAGUGGAAACUCUUGUGAAGACAUCUCACCAGGUGCUGACAUGUUCAAAAUCAAAUUCAGGAUCCAGUUCAAGUUCCUCUUGCUCCAUUGUUGAUCAGAGUGAAGCUGGGAGCCAAACAAAAGACAUUCCUAUUGAGCAAGAAGCAUCUUCAAGAUCAUUGAAAGAGAUGACCCGACCUAUGGAAAUAAAGAAUGCUGGGUGGAUGAGUAGUGUUUCGUCUACAUUGGCAAUGCCAAGCAAUAAGAGGUUUGUGCUCGAUGUGACUGGGAGGGUGACAUUUGAAACUGUUCGAUCUCUUGUGGAGUUUUUCUUGUGGAAGUUAUCGGAUGGUUUGAAAAGAAGUUAUUGUAUGGUCCAGGAAGAGAUUGUGGACAGGGGACUGGAAGUUAUCAGAUAUGCUGGUGCAAAAUCUUUUGUUAUUCUUACCAUAUGUCUUGCCCUGUUUUUACAUGUCCUGGGCAGUACUUGUGCUUUGUUACCUGCUUAA